Punctularia strigosozonata HHB-11173 SS5 is the source of this 861-nucleotide messenger RNA. Its product is annotated as NAD dependent epimerase/dehydratase. Lineage: Eukaryota; Fungi; Basidiomycota; Agaricomycetes; Corticiales; Punctulariaceae. The transcript is spliced from 5 exons. The coding region runs from base 1 to 861 and encodes 286 amino acids. The record is from RefSeq and is a predicted model, not a curated record.
AUGGACUUGGGCUUGAAGGACGUGCACGUGUUGGUUACAGGUGCGAGCGGCGGUAUAGGCCUCGAGACGACAAAACUAUUCCUUGAUCAAGGAGCGCGGGUCACAGCGCAUUACAACUCCAAUGCAAUAACUCUCGAACCCCUGCUCGAUGCGUAUUCUCCACGCAUCGCUGCUGAACAGGCGAAUUUAACCUCCGAGUCCGACGUUGCUCGACUGAUCAAUGAUGCAUCCAUUCGCUACGGACCUGUUCAAGUUCUCGUCGUCAACCACGCCAUAUACGUCUCUCAGUCCGUGCCAAUGAAGGAUAUGACGCUCGAGCAGUGGAACAGGACUAUAAGUGCCAACCUCACGUCAAGUUUCCUGAUUCUGCGAGAGUACUUACGUACUCUUGACGCGGCCAGCGAUGAAGUCAAGGAACAGGCGUCAGUGAUUCUCAUUGGUAGUACUGCUGGAAAAUAUGGCGAGGCCGAGCACGCCGACUACGCAGAGUGGUGGGAAACUUCCUUCUGCUCCGGCGUCGUGCUCGGUCGCGAUGAUAUUUUUACAGCGAUGAUGUAUGGCCUCACGCUUUCGCUCAAGAACGAGAUCGUGAAGAUCGCACCUCGAGCACGGGUUAACACCGUAGCUCCUGGCUGGGUCAGAACUCCCAUGGCCGAAGAAGCACUGAAAGACGGUAGUGUUGUCUAUCGUGCUCUCGCUACGACACCGUUGAAGAAAGUCGCCAUGCCCCGAGACGUAGCCAAUCACAUCGUCAUAUUAUCGUCCAAUACUAUCUCGGGCCAUAUCACGGGCCAGGUGGUUAUGGUUGAAGGGGGGAUGGAGGGGCGCUUGCUCAAUUUGCGUGAAGAAGUGUCGCUGUAA